CUUUGGCACCCAUCGACAGAGUGCCAACCAACGCUACAUCGCUUCUCCUCCCAGACCGCUAUUACUACACGGCGUCCAUAAGGCAUUUAAGGAUCAAUGAUUGGGCGCCUCAGCAUACCGUUACCUGUGCACCUGAUGAACAAUGCAACGGGGAGGCGAACCGAGCCUGCUACGUGAUCCGGACAACCGAGGACGGAGAGCUGAGGGGAAGGGCGCAGAGCUGUAUAACCAACGACACUGGAUUCAUCUGCACUUGGCCAGCCUGGUGCCCUGAUGACUACCACGAGUACGAGGGCCUCUGUCUGAAGGUGGCGGACGACAUCGCGAAAAUCCCCCAAAACAACCCGUCCUACACUAAGGGAAUGUUAGACUGCAUGGACGAGGGUGCGGCGCUGGCCUACCCGGAGUCUCUUGGUGUUCUGAACUUUCUGGCUCAUCUUGUGGUGGAGAAGGAAAGUAACCGCUCUGGUCAACCUUAUGGAAGCGAUUUGGACGAAACGAAGAAGGUGUUAACAGGAUUGUACGGAGGGAAGGGAGACUGGACUGGCGGCGGGGUCUACAGUCCGAACCCCGACGUGCUGUUCCUGGCGGGGGCGGAGCCGGGCAAAGACUACCGCCUCCUUAUGGUGCCAAAAGAGUUGAGCGAGAAUGUCACGCUCAAACCAACCACGGAUAAUAUCAAGAGCUCUAACGCCGACUACGCUGCGUGCCAACUGUAUGGGCUGGCGGACUGUCCAGGCGACCAGCCACAGCCAGGGGCAAACAUGACCCUCGAUUCAGGAUCUAACAGCACGCGUUUCGACACUCCACUCAACUACAAGUGUUUCCCGGGGUACUUCUCUCAGGGGACUGUGGGAUGGAAGGGGCAGUUCACGAGGUGCCGGGCUUCAAUGGGUGGCUGGACCUUCAACGAUAGACCAGACAUUGAGCCCUUCGUUGACUGUCUCUAUGUGGAAGUCUGCAACGACACCACAGUCCUGGAAACCGUAGGAACAAGGCCCAAUAUUACCUUCUCCGAGGACCAUCGCCACCUGGAGGGCUCCAUCAAAAUCAUUUGCGACAGCGGCGUCACCACAUCGCUCAACACCUCCUACCAAAAUCUCACCUGUUCAAGCAUUGAUGGCACCUAUGACUAUGUGCCCCAAGCUCUCCCCUGUAACGUAUGUGAAGGAGAGCCAAAAAUGCGGAACGCCAACUACACGUGGAAUGAGAGCCGCGCCUACACCACGGACGACACCAUCAAUGUCACCUGCCACGAGGGUCACCUGACGAAGCAGCGGGAAGACAAGGUGGUGAUCACGUGCUACGAAUGGGGAUGGGGGGCAACGGGAUGGUGCUUCAAAGUCUGCGCCGACCCCCUGCCCUCCCCCGGUGCCGAUAUCACCCUGGAGGAAGUGCCAAGUGACCCCGUGGUAAUGGAUGACAAAGCCGUGUACAGGUGUUCACCGGGCACCUAUGUUCCGCAGAGUUACCCAAAAGUAAACAACAAACUCACUCUUAAAUGCCACCAUGGGAAUUGGAAACCAGAUUAUAGACAAGACGCGGAUCCCUACUGCGCCCUGUUGUGCCUCGCCGACCCGCCGUCAAGCCCUGCAAGAAUCCCAAACUGGGCCGCACCUGUCAACAGCUCCUGGGACGAAACCACCAGGACCGCGGGAACACAGGUGGAGUUGUCGUGUUCAGAUGAUCGUGUACUACCAGACUUAACGGCCACAAUAACAGUGGAGUGUAAGGAGGACGGAGAUUGGACCCACGUGGACCUCGAUCCCCUUAUCUGCAGACGAGUGGCAACAGACCCGCCCCCCCUCCCCCGCGGUAGUGUGAUGGAGGGUCAGCCCCCCCCGCAUUACUGGGAGGGGGACGAAGUGGGGUACCGGUGCCCCCUCAACACGCUGUCCCCCACCGGCACCAACACCACCACCGCCCUUUUCAACGGGACACACUGGGUGCUGGCGGACCCCGACUUCGAGUGCCUACCAAUGUGCCUCGCGGACCCCCCGGCGCCUCCCCCCCGUGGCAACUCCUCCUGGGACGGCUGGACGCGAAUUGUCUUCACUCAGGUGGAGUUGACAUGCAGCGACCCGUACCUCUUCACCAGCCUCAACACCUCCAUCAACAUCACGUGCCAGAACGAAACUAUCACCUGGACCCACGUGAGCCCCGACGACCUCCUCUGCAGAAUACUGGCCCCCGAGCCCCCGCCCCACCCCCCCGGCAGCGAGAUGAAGGGCACGGCACCCCCUAACUACUGGGAGGGGGACGAGGCGCGGUACUACUGCCCCCCCGACAAGCUCUCCCCCACCGGCACCAACACCACCACCGCCCACUUCAACGGCGUGCAGUGGACCCUGGACGACCCGGCCUUCGCGUGCUUACCAGUGUGUUGGAAGGACCCGCCAACCCCGCAAGGACCCGGGAACUCCACGUGGGACGGAAGGACGAGAUUCACCAGUACUUCAGUGGAGUUGACAUGCAAAGACCCUUAUCUCUUCGCCAACCUCAACACCUCCAUCACCACCGCCUGCGACCCCAUCACCCUCAAUUGGACCUUCGUGGACGCUGACCCAUGCAUCUCCAACACCACUACCACCACCACCAUCACCAACACCACUAACACUACCACCAUCAUCACCACCUGCGACUCUGACAGCUACUUCGAGGACCCCAACCUCCUCCGCUGCAGAUUACUGGCCGUUGACCCACCGCCCCUUCCCCCUGAGAGUGAACUGGUCGGCCCGGAGCCCCCACACUACUGGGAGGGGGACGAGGUGUGGUAUCGGUGCCCCCCCAACAGACUGUCCCCCACCGGCACCAACACCACCACCGCCCACUUCAACGGGACACACUGGGUGCUGGCGGACCCGGACUUCGAGUGCCUCCUACGGUGCUCCGGACCCCCACCAGACCCAGCAGCGGACAUGGAGUGGAUAUACGCAGGGGCUGAGGUGUGGGGGGCUGUGGCCACAUACAUCUGCGACACCCACUUCCUGGACGGCAACAAGACGCUAAACACUACUUGCAUCGAGGGAAAUUGGACCCUAACGGAACUGCCGGAGUGUGUUGGUGAGUAUCGUCUGACCUGGCAUAGCUGUGGAUAGAUUAUUAUUAUUAUUACUUUUAUUAUUGGGAUCCAUGUAAGGGCGUCAAGGGAAAAAAAAAAAAAAUGAUAUGGAUGAAGAGUCCCCUGAAUAAAAGGGGGACACAAACAAUACCUAAUGAGUUAAAAGGUGAGUAUUAACUUUUGCUUUAGGUUGAGUAAUGACGUGACCUCAGGAAAAUAUUAUAUAGUGCUUUAUGAUAUAGGAAUCCCCAAAUUUGAUGCAGUUCCAAAUAUACGAUGAACCUUAUGUAACCUUAACCCAGUAGCAGCGGGGAUCAUGUUUCUUAAUGGUCCCUCUAAGCGAGAAAA
Molecule: messenger RNA, 3409 nt
Organism: Eriocheir sinensis (Chinese mitten crab)
Lineage: Eukaryota; Metazoa; Arthropoda; Malacostraca; Decapoda; Varunidae
Exons: 22
Coding region: 363-3098 (911 amino acids)
Source: RefSeq, a predicted model, not a curated record